UCGCCGCCGUCACCGUCAUUUUUCCAGCGAUAAUCAAUCAAUCAAUCAAUAAUCCUUUAUUGUCAUAAAACACAAAGUGUUUUAACAAACGUCAAUCAGAUAACCCACUUGCCCGUCUGGUUAGCUCCGUCAGAAACCGGAGCUAACCAGAAGAAAUGCAUCAGUUGCGAUGGAGAGUUCAUCAGACGAGGAAUUGCUAGUAAUAGCCGCAGCAUGUGCUGAAGAAGAAGAAGAGAUACAGAAACGGAGAAAGCAUAGGUACUGGGUGCACGAAAUCUUCAGAAGAAGAAACGAAUUUGGUGAAUUUCAUCAUUUGUUUGACGACUUGAAAAAAGACGAUGCUAAGUUCUUUUUAUAUUUCCGCAUGACUCCAAAGAAGUUCUACGAAUUGCUCGAGUUACUGAAAUUCCCAGUGAAACACAGUAACUUCCGUGAGGUCAUUGGUCCUGAGGAGCGGCUGGGCUUGACACUGAAGUAAGUAAAUUUAUAAAUGUCAUGUUACUUUUCCCAUCAUCGUGUGAUUUGUCAAACGGCCAAAACUUUGAUUUCAUAAUUUCGCUUACAGAAAAAUAUUUGUAAAUAACUUACCUGACA
Molecule: messenger RNA, 594 nt
Organism: Nilaparvata lugens (brown planthopper)
Lineage: Eukaryota; Metazoa; Arthropoda; Insecta; Hemiptera; Delphacidae
Exons: 2
Coding region: 170-478 (102 amino acids)
Source: RefSeq, a predicted model, not a curated record